AUGAAGUCCGGCGAACGCGAUCCUGCCGAGCGUACUAAAGUGUUCAAAUCAACGUACAGCGUCGUCCGUGGGUUGUUGGAGUUCGGUGAGGGUGGUGCGAAGGUGAGGGUGGCCAGGAAGCAUCAGCAACAGCGUCGUGUUCGAAGUCGGCCGUUCGUGAGCCGGUGCAGUUCGCUCGUGCUCACCGUGAGCCUUAUCGUGCUGUGCAGCUUCGUCGUGAGAAGUGUUGGGGAUGUCUUUACCGUUGGCUAUCUGACCGGAUCACAACGGCGUCCGGGCGAUCGGGUCUACGCACGACCGGGAUUACAAAUUUCCGGUGCCAUAACGCUAGCGAUGAACGAGGUGAACGAACGGUACUUCGCCCCGCACGGGCACGAGCUGCGCUUCGAGGUGGCGGAGACGUACGGCGAGGAGGUGACCAGCAUCCGGAAGACGGCCGACCUGUGGACGCGGGAGGUGAUCGGCUACCUCGGGCCGCAGGAGACGUGCGUCCACGAGGGUCGCAUGGCGGCCGCGUUCAACUUGCCGAUGAUAUCCUACUUCUGCACACACAACGAGACGUCGAACAAGCGGCACUUUCCCACGUUCGCCCGGACGCGCCCGCCCGAUCUGCAGAUCUCCAAGUCCGUCGUCUCGCUGCUGCUCGCCUACAACUGGACGCAGGUUAGUUUUUUGUAUCGUGCUUCAGACAACGGUGAGUUCGACGCGGUGGCGGACACGCUCAAGACGACGCUCCGGUCGGCCGGCAUCCGGAUCCGGUCGGUCGCCACCUGGACCGACAUCUACCACCACGGCUACUCGAGCAAUCCGUUCGAGCGGCUGGUGGCGGAAACGUGCGCCGACACGCGAAUCUAUCUGGUGCUGGGCUACCACUACGAGCACAUCGGACUACUGGUGAGCCUGCGGAGGCGCGGACUGCUGGCGCAGGGCGACUACUUCGUGGUCGGCAUCGACAUCGAGCAGUACGAUGCCGCCCUGCCGACCAAGUACAUGCACGGGCUGCUGCAGACGACGCCGGACCCGGACGUGGUCGAUGCCUUCCGCCACUAUCUGGCGGUCGUACCUUCCGCGCCCGUCUGCUUCGACGAGUUUGCGGUCAAAGUUAACAAAUAUUUGGAGCUCCCACCGUUCAACCACCGGAAUGCACUGAAUUUCUUCGGAGGCGUUAAGCAGAUCCGGGCAGAAGCAGCUUAUCUGUACGAUGCGGUCCAUCUGUAUGCAAAUGCGUUGCUGCAAGUGGUGCUGGCGGGCGGCAGUCCGAAGAAUGGAACCGCCAUAAUCGACGCGAUCAAGGGCCAGGCUUACACGAGUGCCAUGGGGUAUUUGGUGCACAUCGAUGAGAACGGCGACGCGACCGGAAACUACACCAUCCUCGCGCGGAAACCGGUUCCCAGCACAAACGCAUCCAACCGGUACGGGUUGCUUCCGAUCGGGCGCUUCAGCUCGCCGACAGUGGACCGCAUUCCGUUUAAGAUUCAGGAGAUACGGCUGUUUGAUACGAUCGAUUGGGUCGGCGCGGGCCCUCCGGUGGCCGAACCUCGGUGUGGGUUUCGUGGCGAAAAAUGUAUUAGUUAUACCGGUGAAAUAACGGGUGGCAUUGCGGGUGGUGCCCUGUUGCUGCUGGGGGUGGUUUCUCUCGUCCUCUACCGGAACUGGCGCUACGAGCAGGAGCUCGACAGCCUGCUGUGGAAGGUGGACUUUCGCGAGAUUCAGAUGCACGAAAAUGAGAAGGAAGCCGCCGGGCAGAAAAUGACACGGACCACACACCCGCUGAUACGGACUAGUCAGGUCAGUCUGAGCUCAAACCCGGACCUGGACUUCCGCUACUCCACCAUCUUUACGCCGAUCGGACUCUACAAAGGUCAGCUGUACGCGAUCAAGAAGGUGAAGAAGAAGAGCAUCGACAUUACGCGCGAGAUGAAGAAGGAACUUAAGCUGCUGCGUGACAUGCGGCACGAUAAUCUGAACGCUUUCAUCGGGGCAUGCACGGACCCACCGAACAUCUGUAUCAUCACGGACUACUGUAAUCGUGGCAGCCUGAAGGACGUGCUGGAAAACGAGGACGUCAAGCUCGACAACAUGUUUACGGCGUCGAUGGUGGCGGAUAUCCUGAGAGGUAUGAUUUACCUGCACGAUUCGCCGCUUCGCUUCCACGGUUCACUCCGCACGUCGAACUGUUUGAUCGAUUCGCGGUGGGUGGUGAAACUGAGCGAUUUUGGCCUGUUUGCCUUCAAGCAGGGUGCCGAGGACAUGCCAGACGAGAAAGAGAAGCUGGAGGAAAAUUGUCAAAAGUUGCUCUAUCGCGCGCCAGAACUUUUGCGUGCCGGAUCCACGGCGAGCGUUCCCGGCACGCCAAAGGGUGACGUGUACUCGUUCGGUAUCGUGCUGUACGAAAUAUUCACACGUCGUGGACCGUUCGGUGAGAUCGAGUGUACGCCGAUGGAGUGUCUAAACCGGGUGCUCAAUCCGUUCGACCCGCAUACCCCGUUCCGGCCGGCCAUUCAACCACUCGAGACGUCUUUCGACUGUGUGCGCGAGUGUUUGCGCGAGUGCUGGGCGGAGCGGGCCGAGGACCGGCCGGACUUUAAGGCGAUCCGCAACAAGUUACGGGUGCUGCGCAAGGGCAUGCGUCCGAACAUCUUCGAUAACAUGAUGGCCAUGAUGGAGAAGUACGCCAACAACCUCGAGCAGCUGGUGGACGAGCGGACUGAUCAGCUGCAGGAGGAGAAGAAAAAGACCGAGGCACUGCUGCUGGAGAUGCUGCCACGUCCGGUGGCGGAACAGUUGAAGCGUGGCCACAAGGUGGAGGCGGAGAGCUACGAUCUCGUGACGAUUUACUUCAGUGACAUCGUCGGUUUCACGUCCAUGUCGGCCGAGAGCACGCCCCUGCAGGUGGUUGACUUCCUGAACGAUCUGUACACCUGCUUCGACUCCAUCAUCGGACACUACGACGUGUACAAGGUGGAGACGAUCGGUGAUGCGUACAUGGUGGUGUCCGGGCUGCCGAUCCGCAAUGGGUUGAUACAUGCGGCCGAGAUCGCGUCCAUGUCGCUGCAGCUGCUGGAAGCGGUGGCCGAGUUCAAGAUCCGGCACCGUCCGAACGAUCGCCUCUACUUGCGCAUCGGCAUCCACUCGGGGCCGGUUUGUGCCGGAGUCGUCGGGCUGAAGAUGCCCCGGUACUGCCUGUUCGGUGACACGGUCAACACGGCGUCCCGCAUGGAAUCGACCGGGCUGCCGCUCAAGAUCCACUGCAGCCUACAGACCAAAGAGAUCCUGGACUCGCUCGGUGGCUAUCAGUUUCAGGAUCGCGGCCUGGUGCCGAUGAAGGGCAAGGGGGACCAGCGGACGUUCUGGCUGGUCGGAGAAGAUCCGGAAGCGCGUGCCCGACGGACGAAGGAGCGCACCGAGCGACGUGGCUCCCGGGCGCUCAACAAGUAUCUCGGUAUGCUCAAGAGCGCUACGUUGUUGCCCGGGGUGCGCAGUUCGCUCAAGACCCGAUCGCUGGCGGUUCCUCGGGGGUCGCUACCACGCUCAUCUAGUCUGGAGUCACCGAAAAGACUGAGGUUCGCCAGCGGCGCUAUGCUGGAGCAGCAUCGUUACCAUAGAUAUAGCGACGAUGCGCUGAUGGAAGUCAUCUCGGACAGCAGCAUCCGUCGCUCGGAUUACAGCAUCUCCGACGGUGCGGAAGACAUCACUGCCUCGUGUCCGUGCAUCGAGCACCUCGGAACCACGGACCAGAAACAGCGGCAGCAGCAACCGGCCGAACCCGCCUACCUAUCGCUAAACAACUGCCCAACGGUAACAACGCCGCUGCUCAACAACAGUAUCGCCACCUAG
Anopheles coustani is the source of this 3837-nucleotide messenger RNA. RefSeq names its product speract receptor. Gene Ontology annotation, biological process: receptor guanylyl cyclase signaling pathway; intracellular signal transduction; protein phosphorylation. The record is from RefSeq and is a predicted model, not a curated record. Gene Ontology annotation, molecular function: ATP binding; protein kinase activity; peptide receptor activity. Lineage: Eukaryota; Metazoa; Arthropoda; Insecta; Diptera; Culicidae. The transcript has 15 exons. Gene Ontology annotation, cellular component: membrane. The coding region runs from base 1 to 3837 and encodes 1278 amino acids.